AUGCGUAAUUUUGGAGACUCUGAGGUGGUAUCCAGUCACUCCGUUAUCAAUUCCCCGACGCGUCAGCAAGACGAUGAAUACAGAGGGUAUCGUAUCCCUGCCAAUAGCACAGUGUAUAAUAACGUGUAUGCGAUCACUCGAGAUGAGAGCAUGUUUCCUGACCCAGAGAAAUUCAUUCCGGAGAGGUUUGACGAAAGGCAGAAGACAUGCGGGCCACUGAGCCCACGGGAUAUUAUAUUUGGCAUUGGAAGACGUGUCUGCCCCGGCCAAUUUAUAGCGGACACUUCUAUUUUCCUGGUCAUGUCGGGUAUCCUGGCGACAAUGGAUAUUACAAAAGCGCGAGACGGAAUGGUGAUGAGAUUGAGCCAGAGAUCUUACGGGGCCCAGCCCUCGUGUGCCAACUACGACCUUUCAAGUGCUCAAUUAGUCCCCGUCAAAGAAUGUGAUUGA
Molecule: messenger RNA, 450 nt
Organism: Rhizoctonia solani
Lineage: Eukaryota; Fungi; Basidiomycota; Agaricomycetes; Cantharellales; Ceratobasidiaceae
Product: cytochrome P450 family protein
Exons: 4
Coding region: 1-450 (149 amino acids)
Molecular function (GO): oxidoreductase activity, acting on paired donors, with incorporation or reduction of molecular oxygen; monooxygenase activity; heme binding
Source: RefSeq, a predicted model, not a curated record